Molecule: messenger RNA, 1017 nt
Organism: Zingiber officinale
Lineage: Eukaryota; Viridiplantae; Streptophyta; Magnoliopsida; Zingiberales; Zingiberaceae
Product: ranBP2-type zinc finger protein At1g67325-like
Exons: 5
Coding region: 222-794 (190 amino acids)
Cellular component (GO): cytoplasm
Molecular function (GO): mRNA binding
Source: RefSeq, a predicted model, not a curated record
UGUAUUCGUCCCUUCUUGCGCUUCACAUGCUUCCUGCUUCUUAUGCAGGGGUGGACUGUGGAUGGGUGAAGACAAGUUGGCUUCUGCUUCAUAUUUGGGUCAGUUUGAACAUUUGCAAACAAGUUCGCUUCGAUCAGGCAAAUAGAGUGUUCAAGGAGUGCAGUGAAAAAGAAAAGUGAGAAUACGAGUUAGAUUCUCCAUUGUUGAGGCCCACGCAAUGGAUGUAUAAAAGACACCUUAAGCUCACAAAACCUAACACCAAGCAAACAGCAACUAUUACUUACACCACCUCACAACUCCACUUCCUCCUUGUGAAGAUGAACAGGAAGCCCGGAGACUGGACCUGUAGGUCCUGCCAACACCUCAAUUUCAGCCGCCGUGAUUCCUGCCAACGGUGCAGCGACCCGCGGCCGACCGGAGGUGACCGCUCCUCCGACUUCUUCAGCUUCGGCAGUGGCGGCGGCGGCCGCGGGGGCUCGUCCUUCGGCUUCAUUGGCUCCGACGUCCGCCCCGGCGACUGGUACUGCUCCUGCGGUGCCCACAACUUCGCCAGCCGCUCCAGCUGCUUCAAGUGUGCCUCCCUGAAGGAGGACUCCGCCGUCGGCAGCGGCGGCAGCUUCGAUGGAGACACACCGCGGUCACGGGGCUACAGCUUCGGAGGAGGCGGCGGCCGUGCUGGGUGGAAAUCUGGCGAUUGGAUUUGCAACAGGUCGGGCUGCAACGAACACAACUUUGCGAGCAGAAUGGAAUGCUUCCGCUGCAAUGCGCCAAGGGAUUCUGGCACUGAAGUCUGAGAAGAAUCAAAGACGAAACAACGACGAAGAGAUGAAUGAAUGAGAAGAAAUCUGAAUUACUAGUUUUGUUUUGCUUUCUUUGGUUUCGAAGUCUAUGUACUUGUACUACCGAACUAGUGUGUCGCUGCACCUUAAUUUUCUACUUAAUUAGUGUCUUCGAUCGCUUUGAUAUUUAUGUUCCUUUCUAUCUUAUUGUUAAUGCGAGAUCUCUGUUCUAGUAGCA